Periconia digitata is the source of this 1102-nucleotide messenger RNA. NCBI's taxonomy places the organism in Eukaryota, Fungi, Ascomycota, Dothideomycetes, Pleosporales, Periconiaceae. The record is from the annotation of a GenBank genome assembly.
UAUCUUCUCCACGUACGUAUCUACCGCCAUCCUGAUAUCAUCUCACAUUAAACUCACCCCCGGGAUCAGGAUGCCACCACGAAUAUAUCUUCGGCCGCACGCUCUGUGCGUGAGAACCUCUCGCUGCCCUUCCUCCGCCCCGAUUGUUGCGACUUACGCAUCUCUCGCAACAGCGACCACACCCGCGCCUCCAAUUGAGCAGACAGUCCGCUCAGUACCACCGGUUCUUCGAUAUCCCCCCACACAGCCACCAUCUCAUAAGCCGCCUGAGGUUCGCAAGACACAACUCCACCGCCAAUACCAAUCGCUUCUCAAAUCUUCACCCCUGAUCCUCCUGUUCCAACACAACAACAUCAAAGCUGUGGAAUUAAUGGCCAUGCGAAGAGAAUUGGCCAUUGCACUGAGGAAGGUAGAUGAAGAACGGUUGAGGAACGGUCAGGACGGACAAUACGCAGAUCAGAUCCGCCUCCAGAUCAUUCAGACAGGCAUCUUCGCCAGCUCUCUGAGGGUUGUGGAGUUUUUCAAGCCCGAGGAUUCAACUAUGGAUUACGCACAGCACCCUACUGACCCUUCGACAUCCACCAGCGCGCAAAUACCACAGACAACAAAUAGCGCGGAUGACGAGCGAUUCACUCAUGGUCUAAGUCGACGAGCGUGGGAGGCGGCUUCCAACCGCAAGCUCAAGACCGAACUGGAGCCUCUGCUUUCCGGGCCUUUGGCAGUUUUAGCGUUUCCUGCCGUCACUCCUCAGCACCUGAAAGCUGUGCUCUCGAUCCUCGCUCCUUCUAAAGAGUUCCCCGCCCCGAAGCGGAAAGCAAACCCCGAUUACUAUGAGCCGGCUGUGCAGACUGGCUUGCAGAAACUCAUGUUCCUUGGAGCGAGGGUGGAGGGCAAAGUGUUUGAUCAUGAUGGAACGAAAUGGGUUGGUGGUAUCGAAGGCGGGAUUGAUGGGUUGCGUGCACAGCUGGUGCAUGCACUGCAAGGUAUUGGAGGAAGUCUUGCGAGCACUUUGGAGGGCGCAGGAAAGAGCCUGUGGGUCACAAUGGAGAGCAGGAAGAUGGACAUGGAGGAGAAGGAAGGCGGCGGAAAGAAGGAGGUAUAG